AUGUCUUCUUCCACCAAAAUAGUCGUUGUUGGAGCUGGGGUUGUUGGUCUCACCACCGCUCUCGAGCUCAAAAGAGCCAAACCAAAUUACGAUGUUACCAUUGCUGCAGCGCACUUGCCAGGUGACUUGAGCUUGGCUUACGCCUCCCCUUACGCUGGAGCCAAUUGGCAGUCCUUUGCAACAAAGGACGCUACAAAGCUACAAGAAUUGGACAGACUUGGAUACUUCGAGUUCCAGCGCCUUGCAGAUGAUCCACGAUCUGGUGUGUGGCGUUGCCCAAAUGCCAACUACUAUACCCAAUUGGCGGUUGCGAGUGUGCAAGGUCAAACAGAGGCGUUUCACCACUGGUUUGGUGAUAUCGCCAAGGAGAGAGUAUUGCAAAAUAACGAGCUUCUUCCUGGUACCGCAUACGGUACUGAAUACGAUGGUGUGGUGAUCUCAGUUCCAAUUUACUUAAACUAUUUGCUACAGACUUGUCUUGAGCUCGGAAUUGCUUUGCGGCGAGUCAGCUUUAUUACUGACAUUGAAGAAGCGCUCUCCCUUCACGCUUCUGGCGAGAAAGCGGACUUGGUGAUAAAUUGUGCUGGUCUCAUAGCUUACCGUAUCAAUGGAGUGAAUGAUCUGAGGAGAAACUACCCUGUGAAGGGCCAAACGAUUCUUGUGAGGAACAACUUGAGCAAGGUGAUUUGUGUCGAUGGAUUUGAAGAGCCAAAUGAAAUGCUAUAUAUGUUUCCUCGGAAGGAAGGAGGAACAAUCAUAGGGGGGAGCUUCAUUCAAGAAAACUACGAUACUCAAGAAGACAAACCACUCUCGACAAGGCUUUCGAAACGAGCUGUCGCAUUUGCACCAGAGCUUAUUGAUCCUUCCCGAGGAAACCCAAAUUACUUGGAUGUAGUUCAAGUCAACGUUGGUCUUCGGCCAUUCAGGGACGGUGGCAUGAGAAUCGAGAUCGAUGGAAGGCGCAAAUGGCUAAUCCACAACUACGGCGCCGGCAGCGGUGGAUACCAGGGAAGCUACGGUUUUGCUAGGAAGGUUGUCGAGUUAGCAAAACAAUUGCGAGAACAAUCCAAGCUUUAA
Molecule: messenger RNA, 1077 nt
Organism: Candidozyma auris
Lineage: Eukaryota; Fungi; Ascomycota; Pichiomycetes; Serinales; Metschnikowiaceae
Gene: DAO1
Product: Dao1p
Exons: 1
Coding region: 1-1077 (358 amino acids)
Molecular function (GO): FAD binding; D-amino-acid oxidase activity
Source: RefSeq, a predicted model, not a curated record